AUGCACCCAAGAUGGAAUAUUGCACCUACCACCUCCAAUGUACCACAUGCAGAAGACAUGACCAAACAGAUGGAACUAAUCUGGGAUGAAGUCAAGGCCUCCAUGGAGUUCCACAAAGCAAAGGAAAAGGCACCCAGACAGGAAUACAAAGUAGGAGAUGAAGUGUGGCUAAUGACCACCAACAUCCAAACAAAGAGACCUGCAAAGAAACUGGACAACAAAAAAGCUGGACCUUUCACUAUCACUGAAAAGAUCUCAUCCCAUGCUUACAGACUAGACCUUCCUAACACCAUAAAAGUCCACAAUGUCUUCCAUCUCAACCUCCUGGCUCCCUUCAAAGAGGACACUGACUUCUACAGAAGACAAGUGAAACCUCCCCCCAUCAUAACAGAGGAAGGAGAAGAGGAGUAUGAAGUGGAAAAGAUUGUGGCAUGGAGACAGGACAAAGAAGGGCUGAGAUAUCAGGUCAGAUGGAAAGGAUAUGAUGAGCUAGAGGAUACCAUGGAGAGGGCUGAAAAGAUUGCCCAACUGCCUGACAUCAUGGAGAGAUUCAAAAAGGAGUUCCCUAAUGGGCCUCUACCUACUGAAAUCAAAACCCCAGGAAAGAAAAAGAAGACAAUAAAGGGGAAAUCUGCUUAUUUGUGUGUGUCUCACUCUAACAGAUAUGCACCUCUUCAAGUCCCCUAA
This is a messenger RNA of Rhizoctonia solani, 687 nucleotides long. RefSeq names its product Transposon Ty3-G Gag-Pol polyprotein. Gene Ontology annotation, biological process: chromatin organization; negative regulation of transcription by RNA polymerase II. Gene Ontology annotation, cellular component: pericentric heterochromatin. NCBI's taxonomy places the organism in Eukaryota, Fungi, Basidiomycota, Agaricomycetes, Cantharellales, Ceratobasidiaceae. Gene Ontology annotation, molecular function: chromatin binding. Bases 1 to 687 code for a protein of 228 amino acids. The record is from RefSeq and is a predicted model, not a curated record. The transcript has a single exon.